CUGGCCAUAGCAACCAUCACAGUGUACCUUAGCAACCUGGAACAUUGAGCCCCAAUGGAGAAGAAAAGCCCACAAAAACGACAACAAAGCAUCUCCGCCCGUAUCCAUCAGCUACAAAGUUCCAACGCAGCACUCUUAGCAGAAAAUGAGCUGUUUGAACGUUUUAUCACCCGGCUGGAUCAACGGGACCAAUCGGCCAAGCCUGCAAAUCUGGGUGUUGCCGCCUGUUGCCAAAUGGAAGACGGGGGGCCAGGUUGGAGGCAGACAUCUGAGGGCAACUUGCCUGACAGCCUUCUGCAGCUGACCUUGGGACAAAAACUGUGCGUUGCACAAAGGGAAGUAGCAGAGAUGAUAACAGAGCAGCAGAAAGACAAGGAGAAGUCGGAGAGAAUUCUGGCCAACUACAAAGCCUCCCUCAAGGAAUUUGAGCUGCAGCAAGCAGACAUCUGCAAAGAGAAGAAAGACUUGGAACAAAAAUUGUUCAAACCAUUAAAGAUGUCAGAAAUGAACGAGCCAGAGAAGGUGCUCCACUACAUCAGUAGUAAGCAGAGCACCCAGUGUGACAAGUUGAAAGUGAAGAUCCAAGGCUUGAAGGCACGGGAAAAGAAGCUCCAUCUGCAGAUGCAGGAGAAAAGAGAGCUGCAAAAGGCAGGACUCGAGGACAUUUUCUUGGAAGACAGCGAACAGACAAUCGACCUCGAAGAACUCCAAAACAAACAUUCACAAGCACAGCGCGCCUUGAACUCCUACAAGGAGAAGCUUCAACGUGUGACGCAAGAGUCUGCACAGUUGAGCAGCAAUUUCACAAAAAAGAAGGAGGUGCUGGAGAAAAUAGAGGAGGACAUAUUACGUGUUGAAGAGGAGCGUUCGAAGGCUGAGGCCCAGAAUAAGCAGCUGCGCCGCCUGAUGUCCACUUACCAGGCACCUGAUGUCGCCCAGUACAUGCACGUCAAGGACAAACACAAAAUGCUGCAGCAGAGCGUUCACAUUUGGCAGAGAAAGGUUGGGAUUGCUGAGAUGACCUCCAAGUCUAAAUUCUGGAGCCAACACAGAGGCUCUUCUAUCAGUAGUGGUGAUGCUGGAACUGCUGACAGGGAAGGUCCAAAUCCACUGAAGCUGCCAUACAUAGCCCAACAUGGGAAAGCUUAGAUUUAGAAAAGGACCGCUCGGGUUCAUCAACUUCAGGUACAUCAUCAAACAUCUGAUACCUUCCUACAAUGAAUUGCAAUCAAAUAAUCGUAUUGCGUUUGUGGCAAAAUAGACAUGAUGAUGAAAUCAAAUGAUGUCAGUAUCCAUGAGGAAUAUUUCCCUGACAAUUCUUAAUGUGAUUUUUGCUUUCAUCCCAACUGAAGAGUUUGGAGAUUGUGCAAUGUACGUUUCAAUUUGUUUAAUUAUAUCUGCACUGUAAAACUAAAACAUUUUACAGACAGAAAAUGUCAAAACAGAUUUAUUUUCUGUGGCAAAUCACUGUUUGCGUGUCAAUUUGGACUGUGGCAAUAAAAUGCUUAAUGAUAUCAAUAUCCAUUCACCAUAAUGUAAGAAAUGCUCCAACGUAAAAUGCUUUACCGAUGUUAACACAAAGCUUCGAUAUAGUGCAAAGUAAAUAUUGAAUAAAACAGCCUCUACAGUUGUAAUACACUGCAUGGUGCAAUAAAAAUGACCUUGGACUGG
This is a messenger RNA of Syngnathus acus (greater pipefish), 1671 nucleotides long. RefSeq names its product coiled-coil domain containing 113 (gene cfap263). Gene Ontology annotation, cellular component: axoneme; ciliary basal body. NCBI's taxonomy places the organism in Eukaryota, Metazoa, Chordata, Actinopteri, Syngnathiformes, Syngnathidae. Bases 55 to 1149 code for a protein of 364 amino acids. Gene Ontology annotation, biological process: cilium assembly. The transcript has 9 exons. The record is from RefSeq and is a predicted model, not a curated record.